AUGGCUAAUCCACAAAGCCAUUCAAGUCAGCAGGACAAAACUACCAGAUUUAACCACGCUGGCGGGAACGAGAAGCUGGUCAAGCUGGAGCCUGGGCUGAAGGUGUGCGGGGGUGAUGACCGGAUCGGGGCCCUGACUCACAAGGUCACGCACCUCUCCACACUGCAGGUGGGGUCUCUCAACGUCAAGUGCCUGUCCACACCGUGCCACACUUCUGGACACACCUGCUACUUUGUGAGCAAGCCCAGCAGCUCUGAGCCUCCUGCUGUGUUCACAGGUGACACCUUGUUCGUGGCUGGCUGUGGGAAGUUCUACGAAGGGACAGCGGAUGAGAUGCACAAAACCCUACUUGAGAUCCUGGGCCGGCUCCCUCCAGACACAAGAGUGUACUGUGGCCAUGAGUAUACCAUCAACAACCUCAAGUUCGCGCGGCACGUAGAGCCCAACAACGCUGCCAUCCAGGAGAAGCUGGCCUGGGCCAAGGAGAAGUACAGUAUCGGGGAGCCCACGGUGCCAUCCACCAUCAAGGAGGAGUUCACCUACAACCCGUUCAUGAGAGUGAGGGAGAAGACCGUACAGCAGCAUGCUGGCGAGACUGACCCCGUGACCACCAUGAGGGCCAUCUGCAAAGAGAAGGACCAUUUCAAGGUGCCCCGGGACUGAGGCGGCUGUGGGGCCUGGGGUGCCCGUGGCCGCCACCACUCUCAAGGACAUUUGGGUAUUCAGAUGUUUUAGAUAAAUUUCCUGCCAGGAGUGCAGGAAAUCCAGUCUUGGUUUAAUUUUAAAUUAAUCUCA
Molecule: messenger RNA, 795 nt
Organism: Mirounga angustirostris (Northern elephant seal)
Lineage: Eukaryota; Metazoa; Chordata; Mammalia; Carnivora; Phocidae
Product: hydroxyacylglutathione hydrolase, mitochondrial-like
Exons: 2
Coding region: 1-663 (220 amino acids)
Biological process (GO): glutathione metabolic process
Cellular component (GO): mitochondrion
Molecular function (GO): hydroxyacylglutathione hydrolase activity
Source: RefSeq, a predicted model, not a curated record